GGCGAAUGCGGGGGGAGCACCUAAGCCAGUGGGCCAGAUCCAGCUGAGGUGAGAAGUAAAACACGGAGCGGUUUGGGAUCGCAACUCCGUGUGGAGAGUGCUUUGGAUUUUUGUUAAGUUCCCUAUGUCUUCCCCUGAAAUUGCUUCCCUUUCAUGGGGGCAAAUGAAAGUUCAAGGCUCUACUAAAACCUAUAAGGACUGCAAAGUGUGGCCAGGGGGAAGUCGGGCUUGGGAUUGGAGAGAAACUGGAACUGAGCAUUCUCCUGGUGUGCAGCCUGCAGAUGUGGAGGAAGUUGUCAAGAAGGGUGUGCAGACCCUUGUGAUUGGCCGAGGGAUGAGUGAGGCCUUGAAGGUGCCCCCAUCAACUCUGGAGUACCUCGAGAAACAAGGCAUUGAUGUGCGGGUCCUCCAGACAGAGCAGGCAGUGAAGGAGUAUAAUGCCUUGGCUGCCCAAGAUUUCUGGCUUUCCUGGAAGAACUGGAAGAUCGACUACCACAAGGCCCACACUUACAAACAACUCGGUGGGGCUGAGAAGCGACUGCCUUCUAACAGAGAACAUCCUCUUGGAUUCUUUAGUCCCUGUCAUUUUCCUGUAAGCCUCCUGAUUUCUUUUUUCCAGCCUCCUUUUUGAGGGGUUUGUAUUUGUGAAUUUGUGAUAAAUAGUAUGCUUGAAGAAGGUCUAUGUGGGGGAAAGAAGCAAUGCACCAAGCCCACAUCAGACACAACAGGUCUGAGAGCACAGGUGGCAAAUGCAAGGCCUGUGGGCCGAAUCCAGCCUGGCACCUUGUUUCUACCUGGUGGCAGCGCCAAGCUCUCACUUAACUAUUAAAGAGUAGUUACAUUUAUACAGUCCUAAAGUUAUAUUUGGCCCUUUGAAGGCAACCAUGAGGCUGAUGUGGCCCCUGGUAAAAAUGAGUUUGACACCCCUGCUAGAAUGAGGCUCGGUCCUGGAAAGUGAGAGGGAACCACAAAGGACAACCUGAAGAUAACAUUCCAGGGUCCACAGGUCCGAAGGUCUGAGAGAGCACGGCGAGCGCAGGAAACAGCUGCAGGUACUUCCCCACAGCUGGGGAAGUACAGAGGUGUCUGGGGCCAGGAGUAUGCAGCUAGAGACCACACAAGGGCAUGGAGAUCCUUUAGGAAUAACUCAGACUUUAUCCUGGGACCAGAAGUGAUCCACUUAAAGUGCUUUGAGCAGAGGAGUGGUGUGAGACCUGGGUUUUGGGAAGCUCACUCUGACACCUGCAUGAAGAAUGGACUGGCGGGGCAAAAUCCGAGACAAGCUCAUCAGGAAGCCAGUGCCGUGCCUGAGAGGUGCUGGUGGCUGCGUCGGGACAGUAACAAUAAAUAUAAUGAGGAGGGGACUGAGUCAGGAAACACUUCAGGCAGCAGAAUCUGAAGGACUUGACAGCUGUUUUUCUAUGAGGGGUGAGGCCAGCAGCAGAGACGCAGUGACACAUAG
This is a messenger RNA of Phyllostomus hastatus (greater spear-nosed bat), 1462 nucleotides long. It is a transcript of the gene AAMDC, whose product is annotated as adipogenesis associated Mth938 domain containing. Gene Ontology annotation, cellular component: cytoplasm. Lineage: Eukaryota; Metazoa; Chordata; Mammalia; Chiroptera; Phyllostomidae. The coding region runs from base 125 to 631 and encodes 168 amino acids. The record is from RefSeq and is a predicted model, not a curated record. Gene Ontology annotation, biological process: positive regulation of fat cell differentiation. The transcript has 5 exons.